This is a messenger RNA of Amyelois transitella, 5880 nucleotides long. RefSeq lists its product as uncharacterized. The record is from RefSeq and is a predicted model, not a curated record. Lineage: Eukaryota; Metazoa; Arthropoda; Insecta; Lepidoptera; Pyralidae. The transcript is spliced from 5 exons. The coding region runs from base 357 to 5645 and encodes 1762 amino acids.
CACAUCGGUAUCCCCAUGAUGUUAGCAAUCAAAUUAAAAACAACUGAAUCAUGUAAUCUAUGUAUUACUGAGUAAAUCGCUACUAACGAAAAUGUUUUCACUUUGAGUAUCAAUAUUUUCACGAACAAUAAACAAAAAUAAGCAUAUGCUUACGUCGAUAAUGAGUAACUUUCAUUAACUGUUAUCUAUGAUUCAUAGAUACAACUUAUCAUUGAGUUACAAUAUGUUCUCACAGCGAGAUUAGAUUAGUUACUUGCUAUGAUCUCGAAAACCUUGCAGUUUGGUGAUUUGCUUUGGAUAGACGUUACGAAGGGCUGUUCACGAUCCCGGAAUUCCCGGAAUACGAACAACGCGGCAUGUGGUCGGCCGCGCUGUCCGCCAUCUUUACGACUCUCCGCUACCUUGCGCCCGCGACUCUCCUCACCUUGUUCUGGGGGCAGCAGAGCUUCCUCUUCAAAUUGCUGAAACACAUUGACUCGGCUUUUAGAGCGAUAGUCUUCUCGAGCGAAGAACAGAAGCAAGACGUGCUACUAUGGCUCAGCAACAUUGGACCAGUGAGGGUCACACAGCUGGACACAGUAUGGCGUCACGGCUGGAUAGUCUGCGGAGUACUGGACUCGGCCUUACCUGGAGCAUGCGCUGGUCAUCCACCUACAAAGUUGUCUCUACAGCAUGCGCAAGCGAUCGCUGAUCAUUAUCUUGGUGUUGAGCCGAUAUUCUCCCGCCAGGAGCUGGAAUCAAACGACUCACUAAGCAAACAUCAAGAAUGGAAACUUGCAACUUACUUGGACCGCGUACGCGAAGCCCUGACUAAAAUAACACCACCUGUCUCCAAGCCAACCUCCCAAAGAACAUCUCCAGAGGCCCCUUCAUUCACCAUAGACUAUGUUGCCAAGGGAUCAGGAUUAUCAGCUGCUCAAGUCAACAACAAAAUGUCGUUCAAAAUUUAUCCAACUGGACAGCAAUCUUUAGAUCCUGGAGAAAUCACUAUUUUAAUACGAGGACCUAGAGACACUUAUGGCAUGGCAGUGCUACCACCUGUUCUAGGUAAAGCCCAAUUGAUACGACAAAAACUUUUAGGCUUGCAAGCGAAACCUAACUAUACAGAAAACGCACUGCCCAUAACCCAAGGGGCCACGUAUCUUAGAAAUUACGGUAAAAACGAUAUGAAUAAAACUUAUUACAUACCAAAAACUAAAUACGACAUUGAAAUCGAAGACGAAAUACGACCAGAUCAUGUGAAAAUAACUUAUGUAGCUCCUUAUGAAGGCAGAUAUGAAAUCUUUAUAACGAGUAGGGGCCAAAAUAUAGCUGGAUCUCCAUUUUUGAUAUCAGCAUCACAUAAUAUUAUCAGUAUUUUGGAAAAAGAUAAUUACUCACUAGAAAAUGGCGAAGAAAUCGACAUUGUAGAUGUCAAAACGGAUAGAAGAGUUGUUUUGAGAAUUGUAGAUUUUGUCACUGAGAAAAUGUUACUAAGAGAAAAUGGGUCUUUGGAGAAAAUUACAGACGAUGAAGCAAAGAUUCUAAUGAAAAAAGAUUAUUUAGCAACAUGUUCCAGUGAAGAAUCACCAGUUGAAAAUGUGUCCCUAAUUCUUGAAAACAAAAAAGGCACAAGAUUUAGAAAAGCUUUACAAAAGGUAGUUACAAUGAUCAGAGUAUGUAAAAUUUGGAAUAAUCUAGCAUUUGAAAAACGAUUUAUGAAAACAAAAGAAAUCACUAACGUUCAAGCAAGAACCCAGAAAGACAUACCUGAUGUUGUUAAUUCAACAUUUACUGAUAAUAACGUAGACCAAUACAUGAUCAGGGAGAGUAGAGAUAAAUUCAUUAUCCCGGAAAAUAUUUCAGUUUCCCUUCUGACUGAAAAAUGUCAACCUAACUUUUUUGAACAUAAGUCGGCCACGAAUGACACCCGACCUUGUAGUAAUACACAAAAUUUAACGGACGAUAAUUGUAGCCAAGAUAGUUUAGAAGAUUACGGACAAGUAGAUGAGAUUUUAAAAAUUUCAACUUCACCAAACAAUCCUUUUUUUAAUGAGGAAUAUGAACAAAAUUAUGAAACAGAGAAAGAAUUGGGUUCUUAUGUAGCAAAUGAAUAUGAAACAAACAAUUUGCAAAACGAAGAAACACAAGAUACACCCAUAAAAAUAAUUGUUGAAGAAAAUGACUCAUUGCCGCCUAUUAACAGUAAUCCAUUUCUUGACAUUAAUAUAAUAGAACGACCGAAAUCUCCCGUUUUUAAAAUAAUAUCAGGUGAAAUAAAAAGUCGUGGUAUUUCCCCAGUUCCAUUAGAUGAAGAAGAAAUCGGAAACGAAUUUAUUAAUCCAUUUUUUGUUCACCAACAUCAUCAAUCUAGCGAACUGAAAGCACCUUUACCCAUAGCUGACUUCAUAAUUGGUGCACCAGUGUCUUUACCUCCUCUACUAAGAGCUUCGUCUCCUGUACCUGAAAUGGAAUCACUUAUGAUAAACAAUGAUGCAAACCAUGGAAAUUUAAAAAAUACAGAUAAAGAAGAAUCGUGUGAAUUUUCAACGCCUUUACAUACAAAUCUAGCAAAAGAUAGCAUGAAAAUUGACAAUAAUUCUAUAUCCUCCACAUUCCACAGCUUGGAUGAUUGCAAUCCUUCUGAAAAUGUAGGCAUAAAUAAUGAAUUAAGUAACAGUAAUAAUGAUAUGGAAACAUAUAAUAUUGAUUCUACGCGCACAUGUACAAGCGUGACACCGAAAAAAGAUAUAUGGGAUUCCGCUUAUGUAAGUAUUGAUGAUAAUAAUAGUUCGCCAGAUAGUAAUAAUAAUGAUAAUGUACUUUUGUGCGAAGCAACAAAUAAACAAAAGUUUUCUCGUGACGAUAACUUUUUCGGAUUAGGGCAAGACGACUUGUCAAAUAUGGGACCAGCUGAAAGAGAAAUAUGGCAAACCUGUAACGAAUUAAAGGAUAAUAUACCAGUCAAUCAAGAUGACGUUAGACUUAUCAAAAUUGAUUCAAAACGACCGAUGUUUACGCCUAUUAUUGAAGAAAGUGAUAGAAGUUUGUCAUCUGGAAUAAAGGAUUUUGCAAAGUCGAUAACUAGUGUCAACAUCGGGGAUUCUGAUCCUGUUACAGUGGCAUUUGCUGAACUCAAUGAUAUGUACCACGAGUACUUUCCUAAUGCAAAGAAAGAGUCUACUGCUAUGUCGAAUGAAGAAAACAAUCUUCUUUGCAUAAAAUCGGAGACAGAUAUAACCCAGAAUAGAAUUGUCAAUUCAGCAUCUGAAAAUGAAGCAGAUGUGAAAAGACAUAAAAUUGAAAUAGAAGGAAAGAUUUCUGAGGUUCAGGCAAAUGUCACUGAAUCCGUUUCAGUAAGUCAAACCCUUCGCAAUAACAAAAUACAAGACACUUAUAGUGUAAACAACCAUAAAACUCAAUUUGGAGAUAAAAAGUCUACGAAUAUAGUACUUGAAAGAAAAAAAUACUGGGACGAAAGAAUCCGACAAAUUGAGGCAAAGUCAGAAGAAUCAACUACUCAUCAAAAGAAACGAAGGCUUUCUUCUAGACAUUUAAGAAACAACGAUUCUUUAACCAAGCGAAGAGGUAAACAAAUUGUAAAGAAUUUUCUUAAUUCAGAACAGACGAAAGGACAUGAAAUUAGAGACAAAACCAUAGCAAGUAGAAAAAGCCUUAUACCGAAAGAAAAUACUGAAACUACAGAUACAGUGAAAGAACCACACACUGAAGUCAAGUUAGUUAAUAAAUGGAAGAAUUACUGGGACAGUAAACUAGCUGCAGAUAAUGAUGAAAAUAUCAGCUCAACUUGCUUUAGAUCUAAAUCACCAAAAUCACCAAUAUUGAUUAAAUCUCCACAACCAAAUGAUAAUACAAUUCAGACUUCUACAGAUUUAGACUUUAAAUCGACAUCUGUGCCAGUUAAACAAGAACUUCCCGAAGAAGUGUUCAAAGCAUUUGAAACAAGUCCAAAGAGAUUUUUCGGGACCUCUAGAAAACAAAUUUUAAAUAAAAUAGACACUUUUUUAGGAAAACCAAGCACCGAAGAUAAAUCAUCGACAGAUGUAAUCGGUGCUAGUCAAGACAGUGGUUUAGUUUCUAGUCGCAUAUCAAUGUUUCAUAAAAUAUCUAAAACUGAAGACGUAUCAUGGUCUCGAAGAAAAUGCCAUAGCAUGCAUAAUAUUUAUCACAGAAAAGAUAGCGAUAAAAAUAGUACUUUUCCGCAAAAAUCUGAUAACAAAAAUGAAAUAAAUAAAAGCACCGAAAUAAUUACAGCUGUAGAGGCCGUGAGUACCGAUACAAACAAUUCUAGAUCAGAUAACGUUGAAUCGAUUAAAAUGGACAAAAAAUUAACGUUGAAAGAGAAACGGGCACAUAUGGGUUAUUCAGAGUUCAACAGAAGCUUCGACGAAACAACACUAGGACAAGAACUUGACGAACUAAGAAAUCAGAAUGCAUACGUAAAGAGAACUAUAAAAGACUUAAAUAAACACGAGCAACAGCUUAACAAAUACAAAAAGUCAAAUGAAUUGCGUAAAACAACUUUGAGCAGGUCCGAAAUGGACAUUUUCAAUAAAGCAACCAAAACGACAGAUGAUGAUUUAGAAAAGUACAAAUCAUGUGACGAAUUGCCAAAAAUCAACGUUAAAAAUUUUAUAUCACUGUACGAAAGCGUAUCAAGCACAACUAAACCACCAACUCCAGUUGGUAAAUUGGGCAAAACUCUAUUCGGUUCUCAAAAACAUAUUUAUGACAGCAGUUCAUCACAAGGAGCUGUAACAAGAAGUGGGCCUUCGAGUUUAACACAAACCCAUCUAACGAGAUCUCAAACUAACACUAGCUCAGAAAACAUGAGUCUUGAUAGCGGAGAUACAAGAGACACUAUUUCUCUUGAUAUAGAAAAAGUCGGAGAAGAUAAAGAAACUACUUAUGUUAGUCUUUCUGAUAUCGAAUUAGAAAUAGUUGAAAGUCCCGACAACUCUAAAGAAUCUACCCCUGAAAAAGAAGUUAUUGAUACUAUAAAAAAAGAUUACAAGUCUCGAUUUAAAAUGGCGAAAGAAUUCUUUCAAUCAUUAGAAGAAAUCGGCCCAAAAAAGAAACCUUCCAAAUUAAACGAAUGCCAAGCGCUGCUUCAAAAAGCGUCGACAGAAUCUCUUGAAAAUAACCUACCUAAAAAGCGACAGAAAAAGGUAGGGAAAUCUCAUUCAAUGCCUUCAUCAGAAUUCGCCAAGAUAUGGAAUGAAAUGAAAGAAGAUUCAAAUAAACUAGUUAAGAUAUCUGAAAAAUUUAACGUUGAUGACUUGUUCUCUGAUGUUAUGGAAGGGAAAUUAAGUAGGCAAGGUAGUUUAAGAGGUAUUCCGCAUAAGAAAGCAGUUCUCGAAGCAUUCAGAUCUAUGGAAAACAUUUCAGAUAGUGCAUUGAGUCCUUACGAAAUGGCCGUUUCACAGCUUACCGAUAUCACAAAAGAGAAGGCGACUAAAAAUGCCCAGACGUAUUUAAGUGAAUACCCUUACUUGCCUACAACAGACCCGUCUAGAUAUCAAUCUAGAUUAGAUACUAAGGCAUCGGGACUUAUUUCGUUAAGAGAACUUAAAGAUAUGAAGAGACCAAGAAGAAACAGUGUGCCAGAUUUAAGAUUGAACCCAACAUUCACUGCAGACCUUUAAUACAUUAAUAUAAUGAUAGUAUUUGCUAGUACCUUAAAUAAUUCGAUACUCAAGAUUUUUUAAAUCCGUUUUUUAUUUGAAGCAUCAAGUGCGAUAGUUUUUAGAAAAUUCACAAUGUCAUUUCAUUAUAAACUCUAAAUAAUUAUUGUACAAUUGUACAGCUAUUGAAUCUAAAUUUAAUUUUAAGUCGAUUCUAACUGUAACUAUUUAUUCUUGAAAUAAAAAAAAAUCUUUA